Arvicanthis niloticus (Nile rat) is the source of this 1662-nucleotide messenger RNA. RefSeq names its product activating transcription factor 1 (gene Atf1). The record is from RefSeq and is a predicted model, not a curated record. Gene Ontology annotation, biological process: regulation of transcription by RNA polymerase II. Gene Ontology annotation, cellular component: nucleus; ATF4-CREB1 transcription factor complex. Gene Ontology annotation, molecular function: protein binding; RNA polymerase II cis-regulatory region sequence-specific DNA binding; DNA-binding transcription factor activity, RNA polymerase II-specific. Lineage: Eukaryota; Metazoa; Chordata; Mammalia; Rodentia; Muridae.
CCGCGCAGGCCCCGCCCCCCAGCCCCCGGCCUGUGCGGAUCAUGCCGCCUGCGACGCCCCUCGCGGCCGAGAAACGGUAGCCGAGACGGUUGGCUCUCGAGUUACGCGCUUCCUCCGCGCCCCGCCGACCGCUGGGACCCGCGCCGCCUCGCCGCCGUGCGCGGCUGGGAAGUGAGGAGUGAAGUCGGCGCCGCCUGGGACGGGGGAGUGGAGCUUCCCGCCCCGGGCAGCGGCCAGGCGGCUCCGCGGUUGAUUAUGGAAGAUUCCCACAAGAGUAACACUUCAGAGACUGCAUCUCAGCCUGGCUCAACAGUUCCAGGAACUCACAUUGCUCAGAUAGUACAUCAGGUGUCAUCGUUAUCAGAAAGUGAGGAGUCUCAGGACUCAUCUGACAGCAUUGGCUCCUCACAGAAAGCUCACGGGAUCCUGGCCCGGCGCCCAUCGUACAGGAAAAUUUUGAAAGACCUCUCGUCUGAAGAUACACGGGGCAGAAAAGGAGACGGAGAAAAUCCCAGCAUUUCUGCCGUCACUUCUAUGUCUGUUCCAACCCCCAUCUAUCAGACAAGCAGCGGACAGUACAUUGCCAUUGCCCCAAAUGGAGCCUUACAGUUGGCCAGUCCAGGCACAGAUGGAGUACAGGCACUGCAGACAUUAGCCAUGACAAACUCCAGCAGUGCCCAGCAAGGGACAAUCCUCCAGUAUGCACAGACCUCUGAUGGACAGCAGAUACUUGUCCCGAGCAACCAGGUGGUUGUACAAACUGCAUCGGGAGAUAUGCAGACCUACCAGAUCCGUACCACACCAUCUGCCACGUCACUCCCACAGACUGUGGUGAUGACUUCUCCUGUGACUCUUACUUCUCAGACAGCAAAGACAGAUGACCCCCAGCUGAAAAGAGAAAUACGGCUGAUGAAAAACAGAGAAGCUGCCCGAGAAUGCCGCCGGAAGAAGAAGGAGUAUGUGAAGUGCCUGGAGAACCGCGUUGCUGUUCUGGAAAAUCAAAAUAAAACUCUAAUAGAAGAGCUAAAGACUUUGAAGGACCUUUAUUCUCAUAAAAGUGUUUGAUUCUUUAAAGAGAAAGUAUUUUUGUGGACUUUUAAGCUUAAAAAUUAGGUGAAUUUCUUUUUAGUGGAGUUCUAUAAAUUCAAAGGUCAAAGAAGCUACUUUGUAUUAGGCUUUCACAAGCUAACAUGACAGGGUGAAUGGAGAUGACCUUCAGGAAGCUGCUGGCUCAACUGGAAGCUCCGAAGAGAGAGAGUGCUCAAGGAAAUGGACUUUCAGCAGUUCAGAUUGAAGUCACACUUAGCAAUAAAAAUGGCAGGUGACAUUAGUGAAGCAGUCACUUCCUGCUAAGUCUGUAUUUCUCUGUUCCCAAAACUUGCCUUUCCGUGUGUGUGUGUGUGUGUGUGUGUGUGUGUGUGUGUGAGAGAGAGAGAGAGACAGAGAGAGACAGAGAGAGAGAGAGAGAGAGAUUUCUGCCAAUAAAUUUAAAUUACAAAUGUAAAAGAAAGCAUAAAGCUUCAUGAAGUAUGUAAAUUAUGUGGUCUGAUUGUGUUGUAUCGUCAGGUGUGUUAAGAGUUUUUAACAGUUAAUUUUGUUGGACUCGCUUGUUUUUGGAGAUCUCCUAAAGGACGUGGAGAUCCAUCAUCCUGUGGUGGUGGU